Messenger RNA from Coregonus clupeaformis (lake whitefish), 3476 nucleotides. RefSeq names its product tumor necrosis factor alpha-induced protein 2. The coding region runs from base 81 to 2042 and encodes 653 amino acids. Gene Ontology annotation, molecular function: SNARE binding. The record is from RefSeq and is a predicted model, not a curated record. Lineage: Eukaryota; Metazoa; Chordata; Actinopteri; Salmoniformes; Salmonidae. The transcript is spliced from 12 exons. Gene Ontology annotation, cellular component: exocyst. Gene Ontology annotation, biological process: exocytosis; exocyst localization.
UCAAAAAUGACCAGUCCUGUCGGGAGAGUAGAUCUAUUCCUUUCUGUUCACACUUAUUUUUAUUUCUGGCUUUAGCAGCAAUGAGGACCCUGCAAACCAGGAAACCUGCAGGAACAGGAUCCACUAAGCCAGAAUCUCCAGUGGAACACAGUGGAAAGACAACAUCAACUGGAAGAAAGUUUAAACAUUUUACACUGCCCUCCAUCCUAAAACGGAAUUCCAAGAGUAACACCAACAUCUCUGCUCCAGAUGUACCCAACACAUCCAGUCUUAUGGCCGCCCCCCUCGAGGAGGUGUUGACUUUUGAGCAGAACCUUAAGAGAAAUCGCCUGUCUGCUGCUGGCCAACAGCUGAUUGACAGAGAGGAGCGUCUAUAUGGACAGAUCUCAGAAGAAGUAGUUCAGCCGACCACAGAGAGGGAGAAUGAGGAGAAAGAGCAGCUCACCAGAGAUCGCAAAGCCCUCCUCAGCCACAUAGACCUAGCUGUGAAGAGUUCUCUCAGUCCGGACGAAGACAGUCUGGAGGCUCUGAAGUCUGCAGUGAAGGCUAUCCUACAGGAGGAGGAGCAGGAUAGGCGAUGGCUGAAGCAGGAUGGUAAACAGCCUACCUGGAGACCCAGUGAGUGUAGACAUCACCAUGACACUGUCCUCCAGAGGCUGGUGGAGGAGCGUAUGGACCAUGCCAAAUUGCCCCCUGAAGAGAGCAGCAAGCUACGCUCCUCCCUGCAGAGGGACAUCUGUGGGAAGGGCAGACGCCUGCAGGAGGACCUGCUGAGGGUGGUGAAGGAUGUGAAGGGCUGUUACCCAGAGGACAUGGAUAUCUGCAACCUCUAUGGAAAGAUUUACCACCAAGCCUUCAGUGCAGGGAUGAGAAAGAUUGCGGAGUAUGGGCUGGGCAUGGUUGACUGCUCUUACCUCCUGCAUUGGGUGAAUGUUGCCUACCCAGGGAUUCUACAAAAUCUGGAACUGACCAAGGCGAUUAACCCUGAAGCUUUGGGAAAGCUGUUGACUGAAGAGUUAACAACACCACUGGAGAAUCAAUAUCUUACUCUUCAAGAGACAGAGGUGCAGACAUUGAUCAACAAAGUGCUGAAUGUGGAGGAGCAAGCCUGGAGGGAGGGAUCUGUGCCUGAGCUCAGAGACAACUGUUACUUUAGCCCCUUGGCCAUCGAUGUCAUUCAGUUUAUUAAUGCUGCAUUCGAAUCAGUAGAGACAGUUUUGGGAGACACGUCCAAAGUCCAGAUGAUUGCGUGCCUGUUGAAGGACUUCUUGAAUAGCUACAAGAAAUUCCAGGAGAAAGUUCUCAAAGGAAGCAACAACAGAAACAGCAGAACUGUGAUAAUGGCCAAUCUUUCCUGUGUUGAACAAUUUAGGGACUAUAUUGUGAAGAAAACAGAUAUCUUCCCAGUGGAUGUAAAAGAAUGCUGUCUGUCCAUAGUAGCUGAUAUGAAAAACUGUGGCUACACAUCUUUAAAAAGCCCCAUACACAAGGACCUCAAGUCUCAGUACAGCAGUCUGGGAACGCCCAUAUGGUUGGAGAAGAAGACACAGGUGUGUGAGAAGCUGUUUGAAGGAAUUAACAAACACACCCAGGACCUUAGGGGCUUGAAUGACUCCUGCCAUCAGGAGCUGCUGGGCCAGCUGCACUUGGAGGUGACAGUGGAGUACGUGAGGAGGCUACUGAAGAGGAAGAUCAAGCUGAGAGACAAAGAGAUACAGGAGCAGGCGGCCAGGUCUGUGUGUGAGGAUGGCCAGAGACUAAACAAACUGUUCACUGAAGCGGGUUCCAAGGAGGAGUGGCUGAGUGACAUUCUGCCCAGGAUUGCUGAAGUGCUGAAACUCCAAGACAUUUCCUCCAUACAGCUGGAGAUAGUGACUCUGAGUCAAGCUUACCCUGACCUCAGUGACGUCCAGGUGACCGCCCUGCUUAGCCUCAAGUCCAACCUUUCUGCCUCGGCUGUGAAGAGGGUGAAGAAGACCCUCCUGGACAUCCAGGACACCACCAGCUCCCAGGGUGGCCCAUCCUUUUUCUCCAAGGUAUAGGGUUUCCACUAGUUACCACUAGCUUUUUGGUCUUAAUUUAAGGUUAGGGUUAGGCAUAAGGUUAGCAGUGUGGUUAAGGUUAAGGUUAGAGGUUUAAAAUCAUAUUUUAAGAAGAUAAAUUGUAGGUGACUUUGUGUCUGUGAUAACAAGUGAUGACCAAAGUACAGGCCAAAUGAUUGUUGAACACUCUUAAUGAGUCAAGUCUGCAGUGUUAACCAUCCAAUGAUAAGCCAUUCUACUGUAAUGUAUGAGAUUGUUGCAAAAUAGCCUGUCUUUUGUUGUAUAUGGGCAUUCUUAAAGGGACUUAUUUCACAUUGCUGUACCUUAUGAGCUUUUGAGGGUGCUGUGAAAAGUAGACAUUUGUUAUAUUGUAUAAUACAGUUAUUUUAGGUUAUUGCAGUUUUUUCCUCCAUGAGAAUAAUGUGUUCUUAUAGCUUCUUAUAGAUUUGUAUGUUGUAUUUUGCAUGUUGAAUUAUUUAUGUUACAAAAAGGACUAUGCAUCAUGUCUGUAAGGCACCUCUGUGUAGUUGUCCGUCAUUUCUUCUUCAUGGAUUCGAGAAGUACGAGUUUAUUGAGUGUUUCCGGCCUUACUCAAGGAUUUCCCUCAAAUUGGUUAGUCAACGAUUCUAAGUCAUUGUUACAAUUUUGUCAACGACAAGGGGAAGUAUACACACUAAGUACCUGUCUAUCCGAUCGUGAUUUGUUUUGUGUAUCAGUUCUAGGUAAAUGCUGACUUUACCAGUAAGCUGUCUAUUACAUUGGAAAGAGGAAGGAAACAGCAUUAACAGGACAGGCUGCCAGUUCUUCCAGGUUAAUGUCUCUAACUCCCCUGGAAGACUGUCAGUGUUUUGAUAAUAUGUUGUGAUAAGGAUUUAAGGGGAAACACCAGACCUUGAUGAUAUUCUCCUCUGGGAUAUUAUUGAGGAAGCAUGUACAGAAUUAACAGCAUUGUUAACAGGAUAAUUGUUUUUCAAGUGAGUCAGGCUGCCAGUUCUUCCAGGUUAAUGUCUCUAGCUCCCCUGGAAGACUGUCAGUGUUUUGAUAAUAGGUUGUGAUAAGGAUUUAAGGGGAAACACCGUAUCUUAAUGAUAAUAUCCCCUGGGAUUCUAUUGAGGAAGCAUGUAGUUGAAAAAUAUAAGUGAAAUACCAUCCUACGUCUCUAAUGGGGCCAUCCAAAACGCAUUCAAAUUGAGUUACUGAUUACUGUAUGUGUUGUGAAUUACUAUACGUUUUGGAAUUUACAAUAUUAGAGUACUACUCCCACAAGCCAAGCAGACUGUUUUGGGCUUCUUCUUCUCAGGGGAAGAGCAAUGACCAAUAGCCUUAGUGCCUAUCUCCAUCUACAGGGCAUUAUGGUGCUACACUCACCCGUAUUUGGGGAUUUUCUCCCAUUCAGCUCUGGCUGGGCCACUCAAGGACAUUCAGAGACAUGUC